GCUCCCCGCCGCCACCGCGGCCACCGCGGCCCCGCGGGAGCUGCGAGCCAGAGCGGCCGGAGCUGCCGUCGCGGCGCCGGGGGGCGCGGCGAGCCCUGCCCGUGCGGAUCUGCUCCUCCCUCAAGGUGACCAUCCACUGGCUGCAAUGGCUAGCCUCCUGACCACGCCUUCUCCAGGAGAAGAACUGAUAACCACCCCCAUUCUGCAGGCCACUGAGGCCCGGUCCCCAGAAGCGGAAGCCAGCACAGCACUCAUUGCAGUUGUUAUCACCGUGGUCUUCCUCACCCUGCUCUCGGUCGUGAUCUUGAUCUUCUUUUACCUGUACAAGAACAAAGGCAGCUACGUCACCUACGAACCCGCAGAAGGCGAGCCCAGCGCCAUCCUCCAGAUGGAGAGUGACUCAGCCAAGGGCAGGGAGAAGGAGGAAUAUUUCAUCUGAGUCUUGGCCCCAAGGAGCUAAUCCAGGCUCCAGUGCUAACACACUAGUUAAUUUAUUAGGUGAAAGUUUUAUCUGAAAUGUGUAAGCAGCAUUGAUUGACAUGGGCAAACCUGAGCUCUUUCAAGGACAUAGGCCCAAAUGCCAACAUCACUGGCGCCAAGGACCAGGGACACAGAGAAAGCUGCUAAUGAUGUCUCUAGCCAGGCCUUUGUAAUACAGCCCGUGUUUGUGACUGACCGGCAAGGUGGAGCUGUACCAGGCAGCGUUUGAGUAUGUGCACCGUCAUCUUCACUUUUUUCACAGGUCAAAGGGAAGAAGAGAGUUAGGGUCACUGGCUGCUCCUCUGUUCCCUGCCUGGCCACCUAGUGACAGCCUGAGCGGACAUAUUGUCCAUAGAAGUUCUUCCCAGAGACUGGAUACCACAGUCCAGGCCAGGCCAGGAGGAGCAGGAGACCAUGGAGACCGCACCUCCUAACGAAUGUGCUACAUUCCUUAAUCUGAGCCCUUCCUUUCCAUAUUCCCCAACCACCUCCUACUUAUGCUAUUUUUAUCAGAAUUAAAAAUUUUCAUUGAUACAGAAA
Messenger RNA from Equus quagga, 1020 nucleotides. It is a transcript of the gene SMAGP, whose product is annotated as small cell adhesion glycoprotein. The record is from RefSeq and is a predicted model, not a curated record. The transcript has 4 exons. Bases 146 to 439 code for a protein of 97 amino acids. NCBI's taxonomy places the organism in Eukaryota, Metazoa, Chordata, Mammalia, Perissodactyla, Equidae.